Molecule: messenger RNA, 1332 nt
Organism: Diaporthe citri
Lineage: Eukaryota; Fungi; Ascomycota; Sordariomycetes; Diaporthales; Diaporthaceae
Exons: 5
Coding region: 1-1332 (443 amino acids)
Molecular function (GO): monooxygenase activity; iron ion binding; oxidoreductase activity, acting on paired donors, with incorporation or reduction of molecular oxygen
Source: RefSeq, a predicted model, not a curated record
AUGCAUCAAGAGUACGGCAAGACUUUUGUCCAUGUGACGCCCAAGAAGCUUGAAAUACGCACAGCAGACCUGAGCGUUAUCAGGUUCAUCUACUCAAAGAGAAAAUCCUUCGAAAAGGCGCCGGACUCCAUGCCCAUCACUUUGCUGAACCCUAGCAUUACGUCUGUGACCGGCGCUGACUGGCAACGACACCGGCGUAUCACUGCUCCUCCGUUCAACGAGCAGAACAUGCAGCGAGUCUGGUUUGCGUCGCUGCGACAGGCAGUUGGGCUCUGCGACUGGUGGAUCUCUGAUAAGGAAGGAAUCGAAGAUGCAAACGGAGAUACGAUGGCACUCGCGCUCAACGUCCUCGCCUCCGCCGGCCUGGGCCACUCGUGGCCUUUCGUAGGGACAGGAAAAACGAGCAAGGACGGCGUCGGCUCUUUCUCGACAGAAUGGCGGGCGACAUUGCUCCCGAUUCUGACCAGCGUCCGGACGCUCGCCCUGACGCCGCGGUGGCUGUAUGACGCCCCCGAGGACUCAAAGCUGCUGAACCACCUGGUCCCGGGGUUCGUGCGCGACCACGUCCUGCGGGCGAAGAAGUACCGCGGCCUCAUGCGCCGGCUCGUCGCGGAGCGUAAGGCUGAGGUGGCUUCCGGGGAGGCGACGGACUCCAUUUUCCUGAAUGCGAUGAUAGCGAGGUCCGAGGACAUGCAGAGGGAGCUGGAGGCCGGCGGGAAGCAGGGCAUGGCUAACAUGCCGGGCAUGCACCUGGGCGGUAUGUCGGAUGAGGAGCUGCUCUCCAACAUCUUUGCGUACCAUAUCGGAGGCCUCGAAACAACUGCGAUGCUGCGCCUGUUCCCCGGAGUUCCCGACCACCAGAAAGACGUCCUGGGCGAGGGCGCCGAGAUCCCCGUCGACGGCCGCACCGUCUUUGUGCCAGCCGGCAGCGAGGUGUUCGCGUCGGCCGUCUCCGUGCACGUCAUGCCCGAGUACUGGGGGCCCGACAGUAAAGAAUUCAGGCCGGCCCGGUGGAUCACGGCCUCAGAUAGUGGUGGUGCCGAGGGCGAGGGCGAGGAGCUUGCACAGCCCCCGGUGGCCAAGGAAACGUUCUUCCCGUGGUCACUCGGCCAGCGCGACUGCCCGGGGAAGAAGUUCUCGCAGGUGGAGUUCGUGGCGGUAUUGGCCUGCGUGCUCCGGUUCUACCGGAUCGAAUGUCUCCCCAUUCACGAGGGCGAGACUCUCGAAGAAAAGAGGAGUCGGGUCUGGGCUUGGUCCAGGGACAGUGGGGUGGAGCUAUCCUUAAACUUCAAGGAGCCGAACAAGUAUGGGAUUCGACUUGCGAGGCGUUAA